GCCAUUCGAGAGGGAAAACACAGAGCGGCCGCCGGCGGUGGAGUGGGAGAUUCGCAGAUUCUCCGGUCUUUCGAAGAACGCCGAUGGCAGUGUCGAGCUCGGCGAGGGUGCUUAUAACUGCUGAAUUAGAAGGUCCGAAGCCCAACGGCGGCGUUCCACCCUCCCGACCCUGGCUCGCUGUCCGCAAGCCAUCUUGGGUCGUCAGAACUGAGUCAAAUGUUCGGAAGGAGAAGAAGAAGAAGCCAGAUCCACCUUGUGUCGUCUGCCACGGCAGCGGCAGAGUCGACUGCCACCAGUGUUAUGGAAAAGGAAGAACAAACCAUGUUCAUUUGACAAUGCUGCCGAAAGGAGAAUGGCCAAAAUGGUGCAAGACCUGUGGCGGUAGCGGGCUUGGUUACUGCUCCAGGUGCCUUGGGUCAGGAGAGUAUAGGUACAUAAUGGGAUUCAAGUUCAUGAACAUGGAUGCUGAUCAUAACAACUAUCCGACCCACCGUGAACCAGGAAAACCGGCAUCUUUAGACUGGCUGCUUGGUCAAGAUGAGAACGACUCUGGAUCAUGAAACGUGAAGACCUGGUUGGAGUAUCAUAUUCGUAUCCAAGUAGCUUAAAGGUUCAUCAGGAGAGUACAGAAUGUUUCAUUUGGGGCUACCUGAGCUUCUUUUCUUCACUUACAUUCCAUAAAUACAGAUUUUUCUUUUUG
This is a messenger RNA of Rubroshorea leprosula, 700 nucleotides long. Lineage: Eukaryota; Viridiplantae; Streptophyta; Magnoliopsida; Malvales; Dipterocarpaceae. The record is from the annotation of a GenBank genome assembly.